CCACUAAUGCUGGCUGUGCGCUACACAGUACAAUAUGUCCACCAGGUGGCAGGGACUCUGAGGUAAAAUCGUUGAGUACAUCAGCGACGAAGAAAAAGUCGAAGAUGGCAGCACUUUUUAAAGCCCGGAAAGCCCUGAGCAGUGUUGUGAGAUGUACUCGUUGCUUCACUCAGCUUGCAGAAUUACCUGAACUCCAUCAAAUUCUGAGGCAGACAUGCCAGGACUAUGCAGCAAAAGAACUUGCUCCGAUUGCUGCACAGCUUGACAAAAAUCAUUCUUUUCCAGCUAAACAGAUUCGGGAACUUGGAGCAAUGGGUGUGAUGGCCAUGGAGGUACCAGAGAAUCUUGGGGGAGCUGGAAUGGAUUAUUUGGCGUAUAGUCUGGCUGUUGAAGAGAUAAGCAGAGGCUGUGCAUCCACUGGGGUCAUCGUCAGUGUCAAUAAUUCAUUAUAUCUGGGCCCUAUUCUGAAGUUUGGCACAGAAGAGCAAAAGCAGCAGUGGAUAUCUCCCUUUACCACUGGGGAAAAAGUAGGCUGCUUCGCUUUGAGUGAGCCAGGCAAUGGGAGUGAUGCAGGUGCCGCCUCCACGCUGGCACAUCAGAAGGGAGAUGAAUGGGUGCUGAAUGGCACCAAGGCCUGGAUCACCAACUGCUGUGAUGCAUCUGCUGCAGUUGUCUUCGCCACAACAGAUAAGAGCUUAAAACACAAGGGAAUCAGUGCCUUCCUGGUACCUAUGCCUCAUCCGGGCCUAUCUCUUGGAAAGAAAGAGGAUAAGCUUGGGAUCCGAGCAUCAUCCACAGCAAACCUGAUUCUGGAGGACUGUCGUAUCCCACUGGGAAACUUACUGGGCCAGCGUGGGAUGGGCUUCAAGAUUGCCAUGCAAACCCUGGACAGUGGGCGCAUUGGUAUAGCAUCUCAGGCUCUUGGGAUUGCACAAGCGGCUAUUGACUGUGCAGCUGAUUAUGCUCAGAAGAGGAUAGCCUUUGGAGCACCAAUUGCAAAGUUGCAAGCAAUACAGUUUAAGCUGGCAGACAUGUCUGUGGCUAUAGAAAGUGCUCGUCUUCUCACCUGGAAAGCUGCACUGUUACGAGAUGCAAAGAAACCCUAUUCCAAGGAAGCUGCUAUGGCCAAGCUGGCUGCAUCUGAAGCAGCAACAUUUGUUUCUCAUCAGGCCAUUCAGGUGUUGGGGGGAAUGGGUUAUGUAACAGACAUGCCUGCUGAGAGACACUACCGCGAUGCCCGCAUCACUGAAAUCUACGAGGGAACCAGCGAAAUUCAGAGACUUGUCAUUGCAAACCAGGUUUUGAAGGAAUAUCAGCAAUAGAGCUGGAUGGCAUGCAGCAAAUCCAUGUCAACACAGUAACUCGUCAGUAUUCUUAAAUGAUUUUUAACAUGGCAGUGUGUGCCUGGGGAUGCUUACAAUGUCACUAAUAUAUUCUAAAUGGCGAUAUUCUAAAUGGUUUGCCCAUGCUGUAAUUUCUGGAUAUUUAAGGCUGACUUUUCAAGUGUCAGAAGAGCAGUCAUUAGACCCUGGAAAAGAUACAUUUUUAAUUACACUAGAGGGCAGCAGAGUGCCUGUGCUGCUUGCUUUUGUCAAUGCAAGAUCUGAUUUCACUGCAUUUUUUGAUAAAAAUCUAAGAUCAUGGAAGGACUUUCAUAAAUAAAAGGAUUACUUACA
Molecule: messenger RNA, 1676 nt
Organism: Pangasianodon hypophthalmus (striped catfish)
Lineage: Eukaryota; Metazoa; Chordata; Actinopteri; Siluriformes; Pangasiidae
Gene: acads
Product: acyl-CoA dehydrogenase short chain
Exons: 10
Coding region: 105-1322 (405 amino acids)
Biological process (GO): butyrate catabolic process; fatty acid beta-oxidation using acyl-CoA dehydrogenase
Cellular component (GO): mitochondrion
Molecular function (GO): flavin adenine dinucleotide binding
Source: RefSeq, a predicted model, not a curated record